GUCAACCAUCCUUAGGAUUUUUGUUUAAUCUCAAGUGGGUUAUUUUUUUUAAUAAUAUACCGUCUCUCUGUUUUAUUGGGGUUUGUUAGGGAUUUACCUAAAAUUAGGUUUCAAAUUUUCAACUCUUUAAUUUGCUUAAUGCAAUGCCUCUCUCGAGUUUUGUUUUGUUUUUUUGUCCGAAAAGACCCAAACUUUAUGUAGCUGAGUUGAGUUAGGUGAAUGUUUGAUGUCUCUUGCUUGCUGGUGUUAAUUCGGAAGAACGAAGCAGAUCGUUGGUGAAAGCUUUGGAGACUUGUUAGAAACCCAAAAAUUUCAAACUUUAUGAUUUCUAGUACAAUCUCAGCCUCCCAAGUUCUUCGAGCUGAAGAAACACAUUGAAGUCAACAUUUCAAGCAAAAAAAAAAAAGAAAUGGGCUGUGUUUCUUCUUGCUUCCGGGUGGAGGAAUAUGAGGAUUACACGAACCCAACUAGUUCUAUUAAUAGAAACUCCCCUUGCCCUAGAUGUCUUGUUAACACCUUACUUAACCUGUAUGUAACUUUGUUCAGAAGAAGCGAGACCCGCUCUCUUCCAUCCUCUUUACAAGCUACUACCACUACUACUGUAUCCAUAACUUCCUCUACUUCCUAUGAUAACUUUAUGUCUAACACCUUCCACUCUACUCCAAGGCCUUUGCCUUACGACGCCGAUCCAGGAUUCUUCCGUUCACGGCUUGUCUCGAGACGCGAUAAGGGCUCAAGCCAUUCGCACGAGGAAGCUGAGCUCUUGAGAAGCGAUGCUGAUGUGGUAGACUCUGAGUCAAGCAAAUGGGCUGCUAGUAAGCUUAUGGUCUCUACUGGUGAAGAUUCCAAAGAAGACUUCUCUAAAUCCACUCGGAGGAUUCUCAAGUCGAAGUCAAUGGAUGCUGGUAGUAAUGAAGGCGUGUAUGUAAUGUCUGAUGAUGAAGAUGUUUGUCCAACAUGUCUUGAAGAGUACACAGCAGAGAACCCCAAGAUUGUUACAAAGUGUUCUCACCAUUUCCACCUUGGUUGCAUUUAUGAAUGGAUGGAGAGAAGCGAGGACUGCCCUGUUUGUGGGAAGGUGAUGGAGUUCAACGAAUCCCCUUGACUGAAUUAACAUUUGAUUCUGCCUAAACUGUAAAAGGUGGAGAUCAACAUGGCAACAUAGGGAUGUGGCUAAUUGCUUUGAUCUGUAAAUUAGUGUUCAUCAACAACAUUUUGUGUAUAAUAUAUAUAUUGACGGAAAAAUGAAAGACAUGUAAGCUAUGCAGAGUUAGAUUAUUGAGUUCUGAGGAAACGCUCACAACAACAACAACAACAACAAAAGACACAGGAAUCUGAUGUUCCUCACGAUAUGCCUCUGGUGCACUGUUCUGUCCAAGGAAGCAUUAAACUUAUUACAUCAUCUUGUAUGAAAACCUUUUAUUAAUAUGUGAUGGUUUAUAAUUUGGUUUACAUUCAAGGAGAGAUCCCAAGAUUGUAAUUCACAAUGUUUGUAAUUUAGAUUGGUGCAGUACUUUGACAAUUUAAGUAAUCAGAACAAGUUCCACACACACAUUUCAAUC
Molecule: messenger RNA, 1562 nt
Organism: Raphanus sativus (radish)
Lineage: Eukaryota; Viridiplantae; Streptophyta; Magnoliopsida; Brassicales; Brassicaceae
Product: E3 ubiquitin-protein ligase At3g02290
Exons: 5
Coding region: 410-1105 (231 amino acids)
Molecular function (GO): ubiquitin-protein transferase activity
Source: RefSeq, a predicted model, not a curated record